GGGAGGCUCAGAGCGUGGGGCGCCUGCCCGCGGCAGGAGCUGUCCGCGAGACCUAGUGCUGAAGUAGGUGCGGACGUGCCUGGCUCCCGGAGCCCGGUGCCAGGGCCAGCGAAGACCAUGGCGUUCAUGGUGAAGACUAUGGUGGGCGGCCAGCUGAAGAAUCUCACCGGGAGCCUGGGGGGCGGCGAGGACAAGGGGGACGGGGACAAAUCGGCGGCCGAAGCGCAGGGCAUGAGCCGAGAAGAGUAUGAGGAGUAUCAGAAGCAACUGGUGGAAGAGAAGAUGGAGCGGGAUGCGCAGUUCACGCAGAGGAAGGCUGAGCGGGCCACGCUGCGGAGCCACUUCAGAGAUAAAUAUCGGCUGCCCAAGAAUGAGACAGAUGAGAGCCAGAUUCAGAUGGCAGGUGGAGACGUGGAGCUGCCCCGGGAGCUGGCUAAGAUGAUUGCGGAGGACACAGAGGAGGAGGAGGAGAGGGCCUCUGUCCUCGGGCAGUUGGCCAGUCUCCCUGGCUUGGACAUCGGCUCACUCAAGGACAAGGCCCAGGCCACACUGGGGGACCUCAAGCAAUCAGCUGAAAAGUGCCAUAUCAUGUGACUACUCCCCCUGGGGUUGCCACUGGGGUGACCAGAGGGCUGGGGUCCACAUGAGGGUUAAGAGCAUGUCUCAAUGCCCAGGGACCCACACCCCAUCUUAGUUUUGUUUCCCCCCCAUCCCAUGUUAGUUCAGGACCCUUCUCAUCCAUGGCCCAAUCCUGCCUUCUGGUCUUUCCUUCUCCACUGGGACCAAAGUCCCCAUUCCUCUCUUUCCCUCAGGACCCACCCUCUCUACUCAGCUUGGAGAAGCCUCCUAAGAUUAUAGGAAUAUGCCCAUCCCUCUCUGGCCGUGGCCCUAAGUUCCUGCACACAGGAGCGCCCAUAGAGAGACCUAGAGAGACGUGGAAACCAUGGCAUGGGUGGAAGCUUGGGCCACAGACACAUCCUGGCAAACACAGACACACACACACACACACACACACAGGCCAGCCCCUCCAGACACCAACACUCAGACAUGCUUAGAGGGGUCUUUGGGCAGACACCCUCAGUAGACCAGAAGCCCAAGGUUGAGCCUCCAUGUUCAUUCUCUGUGAAAGCCACUGUUCUUUUUGGUCUUCACUGCAUCAUCUCUAAAAUGAGGAUGGACUGGGUAAUUUCUAAGACUCUUUCUGGCUUGGCCUCCUUGGCCCUCAGAGCCAACCCCGCACUCCUCCUUGGGCAGGACAACAGCUGCAGCCAUAGCCAGGAGCGGCUGCCACUGUGCCGUGGGCUCUGGCUCUCGGGAGCUGAGCGAUGCUGUGUGAGGGGCUGAGUGCCAAGGAUGAAGCUGGCACUGAACGGUAGCCCAGGCGGCUCCAGGCCUUCUCUGGACCCAGGCCCAGGCAAUUUCUGUUCUGUUCCUGUAGAACUCUCUCUGGAUUCCAUAGCUGGAUCUCCUCCGUCAGCUCCGUGAAAAAUAAAAAUUUGAAAUGAUGUACCUAUCUUCCCACUUCUUACAGACCUCCAGGAAUUUGGGGGUUAGUAGCCCCACAGUCCUCCUCACCCAUAGUUUCAUAACAAUGCCAGCCUCUGUAAGAUGUUCAAGCCCUACCCUUCUGGGCCCCUGGGCAAGGGCGGGGUUCCUGCAUAGAUGGAAGGUGCCAGGUCCAGCCUGGGGCUGGAUGAAACAGGUCUGGGCUUUGAGGAGAGGGUGUGGUAGCCAGCUGGAUGGGGGUGCAGUGGACAAGGUCGGGCCUCUAAGCCAUUACUUGGGACCCCAGGAGGGGCUCUGGUUCGAUCACAGCUGUCUCUGGCACCAACGCCUAUCCCCCCUUUUCACCUCGGAGAUGGAAGGUGUAACUAAGAGAAGGCAGGACAACCGCCUCCCAGUCUGGGCACCGCUGUAUGGCUUUGAGCGGGUCUCUUUCCCUCUGGAGUCUAUUUUCCCUGCUGUGUAAUGAAGAAUUAACCCCUCCUAAGUAAUAAGGUUUCAAAGGAUGACUGUUUGUAAAGCCUUUGGCGUGUGGCAAACCAUCAAUAAAUGACAACUGAUUCCUUA
Messenger RNA from Mustela lutreola (European mink), 2070 nucleotides. It is a transcript of the gene CPLX3, whose product is annotated as complexin 3. Lineage: Eukaryota; Metazoa; Chordata; Mammalia; Carnivora; Mustelidae. The record is from RefSeq and is a predicted model, not a curated record. Bases 118 to 594 code for a protein of 158 amino acids. Gene Ontology annotation, molecular function: syntaxin binding. The transcript has 3 exons. Gene Ontology annotation, biological process: neurotransmitter transport; synaptic vesicle exocytosis; regulation of neurotransmitter secretion. Gene Ontology annotation, cellular component: SNARE complex; terminal bouton.